Molecule: messenger RNA, 1052 nt
Organism: Dioscorea cayenensis subsp. rotundata (Guinea yam)
Lineage: Eukaryota; Viridiplantae; Streptophyta; Magnoliopsida; Dioscoreales; Dioscoreaceae
Product: succinate dehydrogenase subunit 4, mitochondrial-like
Exons: 3
Coding region: 117-782 (221 amino acids)
Biological process (GO): tricarboxylic acid cycle; mitochondrial electron transport, succinate to ubiquinone
Cellular component (GO): mitochondrial inner membrane
Source: RefSeq, a predicted model, not a curated record
GAUGGCGAGCAGGCUCUUGAGGCAAAGGGCAACCCCAUUCUCCCUAGGUUCAACCUUCUCUCGGUUCCUUCAUCCCUCCUCCCCGCCUAUCGAUCCUUGUCCGGCGGCGGCCUUCAAUGGCCUUCGAAGCCUCCACUCUCUCACUUCCCCUGGCGAUGGUGGUGUCUUCCAUUCUUCUGAUCCUAGAUCGGUGGCUCCACGAUCCGUCCUCAUGCCCGAUUUUGCUGGAUCCUUUCUCCUCCUUGGCCAAUGGCACCCGCUUUGUUCCCUCCUCUGCCGCUGGGUCUCUUGGUCUCAUGAAGGUAUGGAAUCAUGGAAUUUCUAAUGCAAGCCACUCAUAUAUACCCUCCUAUCCAAGCAUGCAAGUAUCUCCUCGUUGGUUUUCUAUGAAAGCAUCAUCAGAUCCUGAUCAAUCAACUGAAAAGAAUACCUCAGAUACGACACUGCAUCAAAAAACAUCAAAAGUGGUAUCCUUUGCGCCCCUGGAAGCAAGUGCCAGCAUGAAAGAGCGACCUAGUGCUCUACGGAGUGAAAGCCUGAAAAUAAAGAGAAUAGAGCUCUCGCAGAAAAUUACAUAUGCUCUGAUUCCUGCCCUGCUCCUUGUUUCCAAAACAAAGCUGACCACCUCGCUGAUAAUUCUCUCGGUAUUCUGGCAGAUCCAUGGGUUCUUCAAGGAGAUUUUCCUGGACUAUGUGCACCAAGAGGUGACCAGGAAGUGGGUUUUGAUAUACUUCAAUCUGCUUCUCUUGAUUGUGGCCAAGGAUCUCUUCCUUGCCUUUUGAUAUAUUCACUGAAGGCUGAAGCCACCAUAGUAUGAGGUUGAAUCUUAAAUCAUCAUCGUUUCCGCAACUUGGUUGGAUCAGUGAGGGCAAUCUAUGAAAUAAUCUGUUUUCUAUUUUGUAAUCAAAUAAAUAUGUUACUUAUGUCAUCACAAGGAUGUUCAGUGUUGUUGUCAUGUACCCUUUGCUGUUGAUUCAGAUGGGCUCUCCCGUGCAUUGCCCCAUUGCAGUUUGAGUGGUGACUAACAUUGAAACUAGCUUUUUGUUUGUCUC